Messenger RNA from Dimorphilus gyrociliatus, 1951 nucleotides. The record is from the annotation of a GenBank genome assembly. Lineage: Eukaryota; Metazoa; Annelida; Polychaeta; Dinophilidae.
CAUGUCAAAGGUUUCUAUCAUUACUGGAAUAAGUGGUCAAGAUGGUUCUUACCUGGCUGAAAUCCUUCUGGAAAAAAGCUACGAGAUUCACGGAAUCAUAUGUUGUUCUAGUUCAUUCAAUACCGGCAGAAUAACUCAUUUGUACGAAGAUCAUAGAAUCCAUCAGGAAGGGAAGAUGAAGUUGCAUUAUGGUGAUUUGACUGAUACUUCCUGCUUGAUGAGAUUAAUUAACGAAAUUCAACCAGACGAAAUCUAUAAUCUUGGAGCUCAAAGUCAUGUUAAAGUAUCCUUUGAUGUAGCCGAAUACACAUCAGAUGUUGAUGGUAUGGGUGUACUUCGUGUUUUUGAAGCGACUAGAGCAUUUAGAGAAAUUCCACAAAAUGAAGAGACACCAUUCUAUCCAAGAUCUCCAUUCGGAAUUGCCAAACAAUUUGCGUUUUGGACAGUCAUAAACAACAGAGAAGCUUACGGAAUAUUUGCUUCGAAUGGUGUACUAUUCAAUCACGAAUCACCUAGAAGAGGUGAAACAUUCAUUACGAGAAAAAUAACAAGGGCAGUAUCGAAAAUUCACUUGGGGCUGAUGGAGUCAUUUUCGUUAGGCAAUUUAAACGCAAAACGUGAUUGGGGUCAUGCAAAAGGAUUACGAAUAGUUCAUAAUGUUAGAGAAUUUGUCGAAGCAGCAUUCAAGUACAUUGGAAAAUCUAUUGAGUGGUCAGGUGAGGGCGUUGAUGAGGUUGGAAGAGAAAAGGAGACUGGUAUUGUAAGAAUUCGUGUAGAUCCAAAAUAUUAUAGGCCAACUGAAGUUGAAUUUCUUCAAGGCGAUUCAACAAAAGCAAGAAAACAUUUGAAUUGGCAACCAAAAUUCGAUUUUCAAGAUCUGGUUGAAGAUAUGAUGAAAAGUGAUCUGAAACUUAUAAAAGAAAAUCCUGCAGCUUGAAGUCUCCUUUAGCUCUAUCAUUUCUUCAAGAAAAUCUUUACGAACUUUUCAAAAUUCUUCUAUGAAACAUUUCCAUUUGGAACAGAAUAGGCAAAUCAUUGUCUAUGUCUGUUCUUCGCUUAUCCUAUCAUUCAGGUGUCAACCCUGGGGUUUAGUUUUUUGUCAAUAGUGUCUACUCUCUAUUUUGUACUCUUUCGGAUAAGAAUUGGUCUAUUCAAUACAAAUUGUUCUUAUGAAAUAUGAAAAUAAAUGGCGCCAUCUAAAAGAAAUUUUCAUAAUUUCUAAAUCUAAGAAGAUAGGAGAUGUAGAUUGUUCUUUCUAUCUAUCCAACAAUCAGGUAAUAAUUUGGAAUGAUAAAUUCAUCAUUAAAUGUAAAUUUCAAGAAGAUAUGGGUUGUAUACUCUAGUCAUACCUAGUCAAAUUGGAAUUCAGUACAAGAAUUCACAUUCAUAGAUGGAGAUUUACAGAAGAAUGAUAAACUAUUCAAUUUGUUUGAAUUCAAUUUUAUAAGAGAAGUUGUAGGGUUGUAAGUCUAACCAAAAAGAGAAAAGAGAGAGGAAAAAUGAAAUUCUUUCUACUACCGAAAUAGGCAAACACAGGCUAAAACUUGGAACUACUAGUAAUAAGUAUUAGUAUCAUCUCCAAAUUUUACAUUUAUACUUUUAAAAUCAGAUUUUACAACUAUGUGUCCUUGAAUAGCACUUCUGCAAGUUGGACAUUUAAAUUUUGGCAGAUUCUGCAGACACUUUUCACAGCAGACAAGAUGAUUACAAGGCAUCAGUAAUAUAUUAGCCAAAUUAUUAAAUCUAAAAGGGAUUACUCAAUGUUUUACAUAAGCAAAGAGCGAUAGGUAUUGCUUAUAUUCACAAGAGAAAUAAGUCAGACAGCUAAUUCUACCAUUUGGUACGUUUCCAUUCAAAAUGCAAACUUUGUCAACAGUAUCUACUUUUUCUAAGUCAUAGGUCCACCUAGUUAAUCAAUUUCUGUCUCGUUUAUUUAAAUAUACCAAAAAAC